Molecule: messenger RNA, 1687 nt
Organism: Penaeus chinensis
Lineage: Eukaryota; Metazoa; Arthropoda; Malacostraca; Decapoda; Penaeidae
Product: heat shock factor-binding protein 1-like
Exons: 3
Coding region: 93-344 (83 amino acids)
Biological process (GO): cellular heat acclimation
Cellular component (GO): nucleus; cytosol
Molecular function (GO): transcription corepressor activity
Source: RefSeq, a predicted model, not a curated record
GUGAUCGGACCGAGGUCGAGAUCGAAGCCGAGGCCGAGGUCAAAGGUCAAGUGGGCGCGUCCGGACCCGUGCAGGCAGCAGACGACAGCAUCAUGGCGGACCACAGGACGGACGCGAGGGAGGAAUCCGAGAUGGCAGUCACGGUGGCCACCCCAGACCCCAAGAACGUUCAGGAACUGACGCAAUAUGUCACGGUGCUCCUGCAACAGAUGCAAGAGAGAUUCCAGACCAUGUCGGACCAAAUCAUUACGAGAAUAGAUGAGAUGGGGACACGUAUUGACGACCUCGAGAGGAACAUUGCUGAUCUCAUGACCCAAGCUGGCCCAGAGGAGCCGGACAAGUGAACCGACGCCGAGAUUUAGCAGACAUCACUUUUCGGUUAAUGGAAGAGAGAGCAAGAGAGCCAUACUUUACUUUGCACUUGCCACUACAUUGUGGAGGUUUAGAUAGGCUCGUUUUUAUUAUGUAUAUGGGAAAUGAAAAAAGGAAGAGGAAAAAAUAUAUUAAUGGGAAUUUUUCUUGGACCAAUUAGUAUACGAAAAGGAUUUCAGAAGUAACAUUCUAUUUUAAAACACACGGUGAAAAGUCUGCAUGCAUAACUUAAAAAUAAAGCAUGUUCACUCACAUGAUUAGCAGUGUUACCAACAAUGUAUGGAUUGUAACAUUAUAACAGAAUUAUGAACUUUGACUUUGUACUAGAAUAAUGAAGUGUAACAUUAUAAUGAACUUGAAAUAGAUGUGCAAUAACACUGCCAUUACUAUUGUUUAUAAGGUAUAUAUAUGUGUAUAUAUAUAUAUAUCCAGAAGAUAGUUUCUUAUACAAUGAUUUUAAUAUUCAUACAGCGCUGUAGACCAGACAGAGAGACAGCCAGUCUUGUAGAUGGAAACAUGCAUUGUGGAAUCAGAAUAUUUUUAUUGACUAAUUUUUCAGAUUGAGUGAGUGAGAAAAAUGAUUUUCCUAUGGUUAAGCCAUUGAUUCUGCUUGGUGUGGAAAAUUGAUUUAAUGUUAUAAAUAGAUAAAAUGGUUUUGAGAGUAGGCUUUGAUACAUGGUGUUAUAAAAAAAAAAAAUUGAGAUACAUCAGUAGGCUUAAAUGUCUCAGGGUUGGUUAUUGUUGCUAGAUGUUGGCAAAAAUCAAGUGUUCUUUUGGCAUUUUAGACUGGCUAAUAACUGUUGGAUGAGUCGAUAACUUCAUGAUAGUAAAAAUGACUGAUAAUGAGAUUAAUAACUGUGCACAAAUAUACUUAUAGUUAAGGAGAGGAGAUAGUCUAAAAAGACAGAUAGGAUCAGCUAUACAUUCCCAGCUGUUUCUCUCGGUGACAUGUCAUAGUUUACGUUUUGUAAAUUAUUUGUUCCAGGGAUAUAUCACGUCUUGUAAAUGGCAACAUCAAGGUCGAAGAUGCAUGAAACCUAUUCUUUAUUGCUUUAGUAAUUUAAUGUGUUUGGGGAAGUUUGAUACACCAUUCUUGUGCAUCCUCUCUAUUUGAAAUUACAGACAGUGUUUACUUUUGAUAUUUAGAUUAAGUUAAAAAAUGGGAGAAGCAGAAACUAGUGUUCUUACUCUGGUCCAAAGAGCUCCUAGAAGAGCACUGUUCAUUCAGCAGUCAUUCUUUUAAUGACCUGAAGGAGUGUUCUUAAAGCACUGGUAAUUUUGUAGUUAUUUCAAUAAAUAUAAUAUAACCUUGUAA